Molecule: messenger RNA, 1914 nt
Organism: Moneuplotes crassus
Lineage: Eukaryota; Ciliophora; Spirotrichea; Euplotida; Euplotidae
Source: the annotation of a GenBank genome assembly
AUGUCUGUUUCUUACGAAGGAGAAGAAAGCAAGAUUCCAUUCGAUUUAGACGACAUGGUCUCCAUCAAUCUCAUGACACUCAAAAAUGUGGUCACUUUUAUCAUGAAUAAAGUAGCAAAAGGUUCAAGGAUCAAUCAAGAGCUGGUAAUCUCUAACCAAGAAAUGAAGAUGAAAAUCUCUGAGCUUGAGAAAGCUGUUCUUACACAUAAGACUGACACAGAUAUCGCUCUGAAUCAGGUGAAAGCAUUCAUGGAUGAGCAAAAGACUCUCGGAGACAAGCACGCUUCAGAGAUGCACGAAAACAGCAAAAAGAUGGCCAAGGUUAGCGAGUCCGUGAGUGACUUCGAGUCUAAGAUCCUCCUGCUAGGGGCUGGAUCUGGAGGUGGAGCCGAUAUGAAAGUAUUUGAAAUUAUGAUCCACAAAAUUAGAAAAGAGUUCAAGAAUAGGUUUAUCACCUUCGAUGAACUUGAAGAGACUGAAAAAUAGCAUCAUGAAGGAAGUUGACAAAUGCAAAGAACAAGAAAACUUGAUCAACGAAAAUAUUGCAAAGCUCGAUCUUUUGAGGAAAGCUGUUGAAAGUUCUGUAGACAAAAAGGAUUUUAAGUACGAAGUUGACAGACUCAGCUCAAAGAUUGGGGGCAUCGGAUUAAAAUGAGGAGCAGGCCUACCAGCGAUACAAAAUAAUAAUGAGGCCCAGCCUGAGUUUGAUCCUGAGUUAAUUGGACCUCUAGAAGAUAAAAUCUUCAACUUAGAAGAAAGACUCAAUGCUCUGAGGAUACAGUCGAAGUCUUCUGAAGAGAAACUUAAGCUUGAAUGAAGAGAUCUCAAACUCAACAAGUGAGAUUACUCAACCGGAAAGGAGCUCAAGCAGGCUGUUGAAAAGCUUCAGUCUAAAAUUGAGGAUGUUGAUAAAUUACUUAAAAACUCUGUCAGUAAGACAGAAGACGAAAUUGAGGCUCUGAUAAUUGAGAGAAUAAAGCCCAUUGAAGAAGACAGCAAAGACCAUGGAGAUAUUAUUCUCCAAAUCACUCAGAGGAUACAGAGGAUCGAAGUCAAGAUAGAGAACAUCAGCAAAAUCACUAGUGCCCAAAAGAGUAAGGGUGAUAGAGUUGAUGUUGAGAAGGUGAAUAACAUUGAACACAGCAUCAGAAGCCUUGUUAAAGACAUUGAAGCCAUCAGAAGAAACCACAGUAAGAAAGUCGAAGAAAUCAUGAAGAGCAUCUACUUCAAAUGUGACAAGUCUGAAGUAGCCAGCAUUGAGUCUAAGCUGUUUGACAACCUGGGAGACUUAGUCCAGUCGAUGUACAAUAAGUUUAGUGACAAAGCAGAGACAAAUGAGAAUAUGCAGAUGUUGGAUAAGCAGCUAAAGAACUUAUUCGAAGUGGUCAUGAGCAAGAAAUAACCAAGUAGAGAAUGAAGCAAAACUUACAGAUGAUGACGAAGCAAUGCUAUCAAGAAAGCCUUUAGGAGGGAUGUCAUGUGCAUCAUGCUCUAAGGAACUCGUAAAUUUAUGCAAUGUCCAGCAGACCGAAUAUUUUUCAUGGAAUAAAUUACCUCUUAGAGACCCAAGUGACAGAAUGACAAAAGUAGGCCAAGGAUUCUCGAAGAUGCUAUCAUCAAUGACACAGAAGAGCCAGCUGUCGAAGGUUGACAAAGCUGGAGAGAGUAAAGAGUUUUUGGCAAAGACCGACUUGAAGAGAGGUGAAGAAGCAACAGAAAGCAUUCAUGUGCCAACUCAAGCCGAACAGAAGAGCAGAAAUAAGCACAUGUCUCCUUUCAGAUCAACUGAAAUAGCUCAAAGAACCGCAAGAGAAAGAAAAGUCAAGGGUCUUGACAAAAUGACACAAGCAGCCAUCUGCCAGAGAUAAUGAAAGCAAGUAUAACGGAGAAUAAUUAGUGAGAAUAAUUUCAAUU